GACGGCGCCCAGAGAGGGGCCCAGCCGCAGCUGCCCCUUUAGCAAUCAAGAGCAAGGCUAAGGGUGAGGAGGGGGCCUUGCUGUGCCCAAGCAGACGAGAUGCUCUGAGGCUCCGAUUAGGACCAUGAAAGGCCUGAGUGGGGACAGUCGAGGCCGCCACCUUUCAGACAGCCUGGAGCCGCCACCCCCUGAUGCCCUAUUCCCUGGCUCUGAUCGGAAUCCCUACCUGCUAUCUCCAACUGCAACAGUAGCGGCUGACCCCUUCUCCCGUGAGUCAGGAUUUCCAGGAGCCUCAACUGCUGUACCUGGGGAUACCCUCUUCCCUCUGCCCAGCCCCCUACCCACCAGUGGCACCUUUCCUCGUCUUCACUACAAUUCGCACUUUGAAGUACCUGAGGAGGGCCCCUUCCCAAGCCAUGCCCAGGCCACCAAGAUCAACCGGCUGCCAGCCAACCUCCUGGAUCAGUUUGAGAAACAGCUGCCUGUACAUCGUGAUGGCUUCAGUACUCUCCAGUUCCACCGGGCAGAGCCCCGGCCACGAGGGGAAAGUCCUGGGCGCAUCCGUCACCUGGUCCACUCAGUCCAGAAGCUCUUCUUUGCCAAGGCCCAGUCUCUGGAGGGUGGUGGCCUUAAGGGCGCUGGCAAUGGCCGGAAAGGUGGAGCUGGGGGUGGGGAGACCGGGAAGGGCCGGAGGGCCAAGGGCAAGGAUUCGACCAAGGCAGCGGAGCCCAAACGAAGGAGCCGCUCCAACAUCUCAGGCUGGUGGAGCUCAGAUGACAACCUGGAUAGUGGCAACAGUGGGGACUGUGGUUACCGGCCCCCGGCUGGGCUGAUGACACUGGGCCGGCAGCCGGAACGGGCACAGCCACGAUACUUUGUCUACAAUACCUUCAGCGAGCACAUGCUGAAAGCAGCCAAGAACAACAGUGAGCUCCCCCGAGCAGGAGGAGGAGGGGGAGGAGGGGCACCCCCACCUGCCAGCCUGCCUGCCAGCACAGACACUAGCUAUGGCAAACGCGGCUCCUGGUCCACUCUGACCCUCAGCCAUGCCCGAGAGGUCUGCCAGAAAGCUUCGGCCACCAUCGAUAAGGCCCUGCUGAAGUCCAAAUCUUGUCAUCAGGACCUGGCCUACCACUACCUACAGGUGCCCCCAAGUGAGUGGAACAGCUCCCUCUCCAGGACGGGUGCAGACAGUGAGAUUCCUUGCAGACGAAUGCGCAGUGGAAGCUACAUCAAGGCCAUGGGCGACGAGGACAGCGAGGAUUCGGACACCAGCCCCAAGCCAUCCCCCAAGACAGCUGCCCGGAGGCAGAGUUACCUCAAGGCCACCCAGCAGUCGCUGAGUGAGCAGAGCACCACCCACAGGAGCUUAGACCGCCUUGACUCCGUGGACAUGUUGCUACCCUCCAAGUUCCCGAGCUGGGAGGAGGAAUAUAAUCCUAUUGGCAAUAGCAUUACCGAGUCCAGCUGCAUCAAUCAGAUCUUUGGACAGGCCUCGUUUGUGCCUCAGAUAUUUUCCCAUGAGGAACAGGUCAGGGAGGCAGAGCUGAGUGACCAGUACGAGGCUGCCUGUAGUGAGGCUGAGUCCGCCACUGCCGAUGUGCUGGACCUGCCUCUCCCCAGCUACUUUCGCUCUCGGAGCCAUAGCUAUCUUCGGGCCAUCCAGGCGGGCUGCUCCCAGGAUGAGGACAGCAUCUCCCUCCAGUCCCUCUCCCCUCCGCCCACGGGCAGCAGCCUGAGCAGCAGCCGAACACUGCCCAGUUCAUCAUGCCUAGUGGCAUAUAAGAAGACACCGCCUCCUGUCCCUCCCCGGACCACAUCAAAGCCGUUCAUCUCGGUCACCGUUCAGAGCAGCACCGAGUCGGCCCAGGAUACCUACCUUGACAGCCAGGACCACAAGAGCGAGGUCAACAGCCAGUCUGGUCUGAGCAAUUCCUCUGACAGUUUAGACAGCACCCGGCCCCCCAGCGUGACACAGGGCAGUGGAGGAGGAGCUCAGGCCCGGGAGGCACCAGAACUACCCCAGAAAAAUGCAACUCUGAAGAACGACAAAGGAACGUUGACCAGUGAGGAGCCCAAAGCCGAGGCCGCCCCCAAAAGGAAACUUUCAUCUAUAGGAAUACAAGUUGACUGCAUUCAGCCAGUGCCAAAGGAAGAGCCACCUCCCGCUACCAAAUUCCAGUCCAUCGGGGUACAGGUAGAGGACGAGUGGCGAUACAGCGGAGCCUCUCACAGUAUGUCCUCCAAGCGGGACACUGACUCAGACACACAGGAGGCCAACGACUCCAGCUGUAAAUCCUCUGAGAGGAGCCUGUCUGACUGCCCACCACACCACAACUCCAUCAACAUCGACACCAGCCCCCGGCCCUCCGCCAAGGCCUCCCAGAUCAAGCGCAACCUCUCCUAUGGAGAUAACACUGACCCAGCCCUGGAAACUUCCUCACUUCCCCCACCUGACCCCUGGCUGGAGACUUCAUCCAGCUCUCCCCUGGAGCCUUCCCAACCUGGGGCCUGUCGGAGGGAUGGCUACUGGUUCCUGAAGCUGCUUCAGGCAGAGACAGAAAGGUUAGAAGGCUGGUGCUGUCAGAUGGAUAAGGAGGCCAAAGAGAACAAUCUCUCCGAAGAAGUCUUAGGGAAAGUCCUCAGUGCUGUUGGUAGUGCCCAGCUAUUGAUGUCUCAGAAAUUCCAGCAGUUCCGGGGUCUUUGUGACCAAAACUUGAACCCUGACUCCAACCCCAGGCCCACAGCCCAGGAUUUGGCUGGGUUUUGGGACCUGUUGCAGCUGUCCAUCGAAGACAUCAGUAUGAAGUUUGAUGAGUUGUACCAUCUUAAAGCAAACAGCUGGCAGCUGGCGGACCCCCCCGAGAAGAAGGAAGAGAAGAAACCUCCCCCUCCUGUGCCAAAGAAGCCGGCCAAGUCUCGAACAGCUCUGAACCGGGACAAGGCCUCGGACUCUGGGGACAGGCAGCGCCAGGAAGCCCGAAAGCGUCUCCUGGCCGCCAAGAGAGCCGCGUCCGUGCGGCAGAACUCCGCGACAGAGAGCGCGGACAGCAUUGAGAUCUAUGUCCCGGAGGCCCAGACCCGACUUUGAGCCAACAAAACGGAAAAGGGAAGGAACACAAGCAAUUUUUAAAUCAUUAAAGAGCAAAUGAAAUACUCCCACCCUUCAGUGUGAUUAUUCAGUCUAGAGACACUGGAGCCAACUUUAAAACAAAAAUUACCAAUUAAUGAAAGGGCUCGAAUUUGGCUUUUUUUUCCUCUUCCCCUUCUUCCCAGCUUUCAGUGAUGAAGAUUGAAACAGACAAGCAAACUACAGGACCGUCUUCUCUUUCUGAAGGCAGUAUUGCCAUGUGGACUGGACAGACAGACUCCUGCAGCUCCCACACCCAGGCUCCAGACUAUGGAUCUUUUUACCUGUUGUGUUUCAUGAGAAAUGAUUAGUUUUAUUUACAAGCUACAGAACAGAACAAGAAUCCUGAGCAGCCACUAUCGCCCCAGGCACACCCAUCUCUCUCUUCCCUCCCUCAUUCCUCAGUCUUUGUUUUUGACCUCUUCCUCUCAGCCCUGCCUCCCCCAAGACCUCCCCUGAGGUUAAGAGGCUCCCGCCUUCCUGGUGGGUUGGCAUCCUGGUGAGAGCCCUCCUUUCUGUCCCUCAGUAUUUUUUCUUUUCUUACCAUCAGGGCUGGGAAGGAAGGGGCAGGGACAAGAGGAUGGGGAGGGAUGAGUGGAUAUGCUGUGGCGGCCCCCACCCCACGCAUGGUCCUUGGUCUUUUGGUUAAUGGGAAGCAGCUUUCCAGGAGUGGAGAGCCGGAACAGAGUUCUUUCCCAGUUGCAGAGGGGCAUGGUGCAGUGGAAAGAGUGUUAUAGAUUUGAAGUCAGUGGACCUGGGUUCAAAUCUCAGCUCUGACACUUAUUACUUGAGUGACCUUAAACAAGUCACCUCACCUCUGGGCCUCAGCUGCCCUACCUGUAAAAAUAGAGAGAAUGGAUUGAAUCUGUUAGGUCUCUCAGUUCUCCAUCCUAUGAACCCUCCCCGAAGGCCAGGCCCUGCUUGGGAGGCUAAAGAAUGUACCGUCCACCUUCCUGCCCCCUUUCUUCAACCCUCCCCUUCCUUGGCAAAGGAAGCUAAUGCAGGAAAGGGGGAAAGCUGAUUGUGGUGGGGUGUACACUGAGCCAGCCACAGGUAUUACAGACAGAUGGAGUCCCCAGCGGGGAGGGACAGCUGGGGCUCCCGUCACGCCUGGUUGCGGACGUUGUGUGUACAUAUGCACAUAGACCCCUUCCCCUCCCCGUAGGAGUGGUAUAUUUUGCGCACAUAGACACACGCAUGUGCGCCCCCAUACACAUGUGCACAGGAGGCCUCAAGGCACCAAGUGGGACAUGGGUGUAUGAAGAGCAUCUAUUUUUACAUGUACAAUAUCUAGGCGUGUGUAAGAGUGAGUGUAAAAAUCCAUACCUUGGUGUUAGCAGCUUUUCCCCUUUGUAGCCCGUGCCUAGGGGGGGAAGGAGGGGCAGGCAGACAGGUGGACCCUUCCCAUUUCAGGUUUUCUAACUGAAGCCCCUCACAGUGGCACUGAACUGCCGGCACUCGAACGGAUCCCUGGGCUCCCCUGCUGGGAUGGACAGUGUCCGGUGGCUCCUUCAGCCCCUCAUCCCAGGAAAAAAAAAACCAGCCCAGGAGCCCGGAAUCGGGAGACCAUGUGCACUUGGUGCCCCCCCCCGCCAAUGCUGUAUACUAUGUAUAUGUCUAUAUGGCAUUGCAGGCUUCUCUGUGUAGGCCUCGUCACACGCAAUGAGCACUGGAAGGAGUCAGGAGGCCUGGGUUCCAACCCCCAGCUCUGCCACUUUCUGUGACCUUGGGCAAGUCACUCGACCUCUGUGUGCCUCUAAUUUCCUCCUCUGUACAAUGGGGAUAGUCCCCGCCCCUCCCUACCUCACAGGCAUGUUGUGAGAAUAAAUAGGGUCACGUGUA
Trichosurus vulpecula (common brushtail) is the source of this 4972-nucleotide messenger RNA. RefSeq names its product DLG associated protein 4 (gene DLGAP4). The coding region runs from base 125 to 3091 and encodes 988 amino acids. The record is from RefSeq and is a predicted model, not a curated record. Gene Ontology annotation, biological process: signaling. Gene Ontology annotation, cellular component: postsynaptic specialization; glutamatergic synapse. The transcript is spliced from 11 exons. Gene Ontology annotation, molecular function: molecular adaptor activity. NCBI's taxonomy places the organism in Eukaryota, Metazoa, Chordata, Mammalia, Diprotodontia, Phalangeridae.